AUGCUGGCAGAUAUCAUCCUCUACCCCUGGACAACCUCCCUUGUUCUUCUGGCGCUGUUGUCCUGCGCCUUGUGGGCGUACGACACUGUCGUCAUCGCUAACAAGCUGCGCAAGUCGACCGGUGCGAGGGCCAAUGUCUUGUCAACAUGUCCUCUUGUUGUAACCUACCUCUUCUGGCAAACAGCCUACUACCAAAUGACGAAUGGCUUGCUCGACUACCUCGAGUACAGAUUCAGCAAAAAUAAGCCCGGCUGUCCUCACGCGGUUGAAGUCUCCAUGCUGGGACGCCGCGUCAUCAUCACCCGGGAUUCAGAACACAUCAAGGCUAUGCUCACGAGCAAGUUCACCCAUUACGGCAAAGGACCUCAGUUCCACAAUAUCUGGAGCCCUUUCCUCGGCGACAGCAUCUUCACUACCGACGGCAAGCAGUGGCAGGGAAGCAGAGCCCUCAUUCGACCAAUGUUCAUCAAGGACAGAGUCCGGGAUCUCGACAUUUGCCAUCGCUGGACCAACACGCUCAUUGAGCACAUCCCUAACGAUGGGGAGACGGUAGAUAUGUGCGAUUUGUUUUACAGGAUGACGUUGGAUGUCACGACUGAUUUUCUGCUGGGGGCAAGUGCUGGAAGUUUGGACAACCCCCAGGGAGAAUUCAGCAGGGCCUUUACCAAAGUCCAACGCGCGCAAAUGAUUCUCACUAUUCUCGCCCCCUUUGCACCGUAUCUCCCCAAGCGCCACUACUACAAAAGCAUCCAGAAGCUCGAGGAGUUCGUGAACCCGUACAUUGCGGCCACUCUGGAGCUCAGCAACGAGGAGCUCGAAAAGCUUUCCAAGUCGGACAGGGACUUUACCUUUUUGCACAACAUUGCCCUGUACUCCAAGGAUCCCAAGGUGAUUCGAGACCAGAUCAUGGCCGUGCUAUUGGCCGGGCGCGACACGACGGCAUCGACCUUGUCCUGGACCAUGUACGAGCUGUGCAAUUAUCCCAAGGUCUGGGCCAAGCUUCGCCAGCAGGUGCUCGAUAUUGUUGGGCCGACUCGCAAGCCUACGUAUGAGGACCUGAAAAGCAUGCGGUACUUGAAUCACGCCAUUGACGAGACACUGAGAUUGUAUCCCGCUGUUCCGUACAACUGGAGGGCCGCCGUCACCGACACAACUUUGCCCGGGGAAGAAGGCCAACCCGACAUUGCGGCCAACAAAGAAGAUACCGUGCUGUACAGCACGCUGGCCAUGCAGCGCCGCCGCGAUCUGUACCCGCCCGUGUCGGAGAAAUUCGCCGACCCAGGGAUUUACAGCCCUGAUCGAUGGGAGCACUGGACUCCGAAGCCGUGGCAAUACUUGCCGUUUAACGGAGGUCCGCGCAUUUGUAUCGGCCAGAACUUUGCGCUGACAGAGAUGGCCUUUGUCUUGGUCCGUCUGCUGCAGAGAUACGAAAGAAUCGAGUACCGCGGCGACUGGAGCGCGCAAUUUCACAAGGCGGAAGUGGUGGGCUGUCCGGGACAGGGCGUACCCAUGGCCUUUUACAGGCCCGCAUGA
Messenger RNA from Ustilaginoidea virens, 1533 nucleotides. RefSeq lists its product as uncharacterized. NCBI's taxonomy places the organism in Eukaryota, Fungi, Ascomycota, Sordariomycetes, Hypocreales, Clavicipitaceae. The record is from RefSeq and is a predicted model, not a curated record. Bases 1 to 1533 code for a protein of 510 amino acids. The transcript has 6 exons. Gene Ontology annotation, molecular function: monooxygenase activity; heme binding; oxidoreductase activity, acting on paired donors, with incorporation or reduction of molecular oxygen.